Molecule: messenger RNA, 3015 nt
Organism: Daphnia magna
Lineage: Eukaryota; Metazoa; Arthropoda; Branchiopoda; Diplostraca; Daphniidae
Exons: 1
Coding region: 1-3015 (1004 amino acids)
Biological process (GO): DNA integration
Molecular function (GO): nucleic acid binding
Source: RefSeq, a predicted model, not a curated record
AUGGAAAAGAACUUCGAAAAGGGCUAUGCAAUUGUGUUGGCACCCGCCGACUACGGCCCACCGGAGUAUUAUCUCGCUCACCAUGGAGUGAGAAAAGGUCCGAAGCUACGCGUUGUGUUUGACGCUGCAGCACCGUUCAAGGGAAAGUGCUUGAACGACAGUAUUCUCAGUGGUCCGGCUUUACAAACCCCAUUGCCAUCUGUCAUCUUGAAAUUUCGGGAAGGCGAAAUCGCAUGGGCAGCUGACAUAGAAGCCAUGUUUAGCAGAAUACGACUGAGACCAGAAGACGCACGAUACUUUAGGUUUCUUUGGAAAAGAAACGGGGAGGAGAAAGUGUGCGUGUGUGAGAUGAAGCGGCUACCAUUCGGCGCUACCUGUUCGCCAUUCAUUGCGAUCAGUACCACGCGAAAAAUUGCUGCUGAUCUCAGCGAUGACCCGAAAGUCAUCGAGGCAAUCAACACAAGGAUGUACGUUGACGAUUACCUCAGCUCCGCCAAAUCACUGGAGGAAGGUAUUCAAGAAGCAGUAGGCGUUAAAGAAACCCUAGCAAAAGGAGACAUGCACCUUCAAAGCUGGAUCUCCAAUUCCGCAGCUUUUGUGAAAAUCUUAGCACCUACAAGUAAAGGUGUUAGUCAAGGCCCAGCCGAGCUUCCAUUAAGCAAGGACGACUCUGAAAAAGUCCUUGGUGUUUACUGGAACCCGAAUUCGGAUACGCUUAAAUUCAGAGUGAGCGGGCUAGAAGAAAUCACCUACACACGGGUUGGAAUUGCAAGUAAGGUUGCGAGUUUGUUCGAUCCGCAAGGGAUGGCAGCUCCCCUUAUUGUUAAAGCCAAGAUCAAGUUAAGGGAGCUCGGAACAAAAGGGCUUCAGUGGAACGAUCUCAUCAGCAGCGACGACCGUGAUUGGUGGGAAGAAUGGUUUAGCGUCCUACAGCAGCUCAACGACAUCGACAUUCCACGCUGUUUAUUCCCAGAUGAGGAGAAUAUUACCCGAUCGGAACUCCACGCAUUUGGAGACGCAUCGGAAGAGGCGUACGCUGCAGUUAUCUACAUUCGGAAUGUGUACUCUGAUGGUCGAGUACUAGUACGACACGUGCGGGCGUCAACAAAAUUGGCACCGAAAAGAAGCAUUUCCGUGCCAAAAUUGGAGUUAAAUGCUGCUCUGCAAGCAGCCCGUCUCGCACGCUCAGUGAUCAAAGCAUUCACAAGGAUUCCGCACCGUCGGUAUUUCUGGACCGACAGCAGCACCGUAAGAAAUUGGAUUCGAGCAACCACGUCCAAAUAUCAGAUGUUUGUCAGUCAUCGGGUUGGAGAAAUCCAAACACUGACUCAACCAGACGAAUGGCGUUUUGUGCCGGGCAAGAUGAACACAGCCGAUAUCGCAACUCGUUCAGCCAUUGAAGAGGAAGCCCUUCCAUCGCGCUGGUGGGACGGACCGAAAUUCCUACAAGACGACGAAGAAACAUGGCCAGCAGAUUUGCCAUGGAUUGCCGUGGUUGAAGAGAUACGGCCAGUGCGAUCACAUCAAGCCACCGUUACUACUUCAACGUUCGAUUGGGAAAGUGUCAAGAUCGGUGUAGAAGACAUUCCGGACUUAGUAAGACUGGAAAAGGUGUUCUACGAUCUCGUAAAAAGAUGCCAAUCGGAGGUGUAUAGCGAAGAAAUUCGUCGUUUGAAGAAAGGAAAAUGGCUUCAGCCUAACUCAAGUUUACUCUCUCUUUGUCCCGUUCUCGGAAAAGAUGGACUUUUGAGACUAGGAGGACGAGCCGGGCGAGCUAAGUUGCCCUAUGAAGAAUUGCACCCGCCAUUGCUGCCUGCGCAGCAUAGUUUUACGAAGACUAUCGUUCGAGCGUUCCACGUAUUGCUUAAGCACGUUGGAACAGACUACCAGAUCAGCUACAUAAGGCAGCAUUUCUGGAUACCAGGAGGCCGGGAACUAGUCAAAAGGAUUAGAUACGAGUGUGAAAAGUGCAAACGAGAACGUGCCAAGCCAGGCGAACAACUUAUGGCUGAACUACCGGAUUCGCGCCUAGAAUCUGGCUCAGCUCCAUUCACUCGAACAGCCUGUGAUCUGUUUGGGCCAUUGGAAGUAGGACUUUCGCAAAAUCGCACAGCAAAGCGAUGGGCCGUUUUGUACACCUGUCUCGUUACCCAUGCCGUCUAUGUGGAUCUCGUGAACUCACUCUCAUCAGACGAUUUCCUUCUUAGCCUUCGGCGUUUUAUCGGACUUUACGGCAAACCUCGCGUCAUGCAUUCCGACAACGGCACAAACUUUGUUGGUGCUGAACACGAGCUGAAAGAAGAAGCCGAAAAACUGUAUGCCGAUGAGAAAGUAGCCGAGUUCCUGAAUUUGAAAAGGAUUGACUGGAGAUUCCAGCCACCCAGAACACCACAUUUUGGUGGAGCGCACGAGUCGCUUGUAAGAUCGGCAAAAAAGGCGCUUUAUACCGCUCUUGACUUGGAGAGUAAGAAGCUACGACAUCCAGCGGAAGACACACUCCGCACUCUCCUAUAUGAAGUAGCCGGUUUAUUAAAUGGUCGUCCCCUCACUGCAGCCAGUACAGAUCCGAAUGACUUCCGUCCGUUAACUCCUAACGAUUUUCUAAAUCGUCCGAGUUCGGCCGACCCACCAGCUGGGACAUUCGACGACGCACUGCCCCGUGAGCAUUAUAGGUACGUCCAGAGAAUGGCCAAUCUAUUCUGGGAUCUUUGGAAGAAAGUUUAUCUACAGUCACUUGCUGGAAGAAAGAAGUGGAAAUCCCCUCUGCCCAACUUUAAAGUCGGGGAUGUUGUGUUGGAGAUCGACAAGAGCCUACGACGCGGACAAUGGAAUAUCGGCAGGAUUGCGAAGGUAUUCCCAGGGCCAGAUGGCCUAGUUCGAGUCGUAGAUGUGCAGCUGGAAAGAGGACUUUUCCGUCGUGGAAUCGACACUCUCGCGCUAUUAGAAGUUAGCUCAACAGGCGAUGUCGUCCCAGACAUACCCGCUUCGGGGGAGGAUGUUCCGGCGAAGAAUUAA